This is a messenger RNA of Populus trichocarpa (black cottonwood), 1117 nucleotides long. RefSeq names its product transcription factor BEE 3. The coding region runs from base 122 to 946 and encodes 274 amino acids. Gene Ontology annotation, molecular function: DNA-binding transcription factor activity; protein dimerization activity. The transcript has 6 exons. Gene Ontology annotation, cellular component: nucleus. The record is from RefSeq and is a predicted model, not a curated record. Gene Ontology annotation, biological process: regulation of DNA-templated transcription. Lineage: Eukaryota; Viridiplantae; Streptophyta; Magnoliopsida; Malpighiales; Salicaceae.
CAAGGAUUGGAUUUUCUAAUCCCACACGCUAUAAAUACAAGCCUCGACUCUCAUUAUAUAAAACAACCAUUUGGCUGAUCUCCCUAAGACGAAGCUUCAUGAUAAAUAAAUAAAAAAUCUCAUGGCUGAUUUCACAGUAGAUUUGCAAAGCUUUAAGCCCCCAUUUCCUUUCUUAGAUAUUGAUGCAAGCAUGGCAGCAAUAAACCAAUUCACAGAAGUAAACCAGGCUAUCCAGCUAGACAAUCCAAUAAUGAAUAAUUUUCACAGUUUCACGCCUUUCACUAGUAACAACUUCUUUAGCCAUCAAGCACCAGAAUUCCCUGGAAACUUUGCAGGGAGUUUUCUUCCUGGUAGUUUCCAUCAAAAUGACCAAAAUGUUAUGCCUGUUUCUCAGACUUUCACCAUACCUGCAAAGGAAAGUGAAUUCCAAGAAAGCAAGAGAAGAGCAAUGGAUGUGUCUGAAAGCAGUUGUAUGAACUCAUAUCCUCGAGUUUCUGAAAGCGGGAGUAAAAAGAGAAAAAGCUCAAGAAGAGGAAAGAGAGUGAAAAGCAAUGAGGAGGAGGAGGAGAAAACAAGAGAAGUUGUUCAUGUUAGAGCUAGAAGAGGUCAAGCCACUGACAGCCAUAGUUUAGCAGAAAGGGUUAGAAGAGGAAAGAUCAAUGAGAGACUAAGAUGCUUGCAGGAUAUAGUCCCAGGCUGCUACAAGACCAUGGGCAUGGCAGUAAUGUUGGAUGAGAUAAUUAAUUAUGUCCAGUCCUUGCAAAAUCAAGUUGAGUUUCUGUCUAUGAAGCUCACUGCAGCAAGCACGUUUUAUGACUUCAAUGCAGAGACAGAAGCCAUUGAAACAGUGCAGAGGGCAAAAGCACAAGAGACAAAAGAGUUACAAAGAGCAAUGAGAGAAGGAUCCGGAGGACUUGCACAGUCCCACUCAUCAUGGCCCCUUUGACUUUAAUUUUUGGAUGCUAUUCCUUACUGCCAUACAUCACAAGAAGAUGCUCUAUAUUUCCAAAAUAUUUUUUAAUGUAUCAAAAUUAGAUCCCUAGCAAUGUAUGUGUAAUCGUUCAAUAUGACUCAAACUUGUUUGGGAAUACAAUUUUACUGGCAGAAUCCUUCUUGA